Messenger RNA from Raphanus sativus (radish), 1576 nucleotides. RefSeq lists its product as uncharacterized. Bases 84 to 1454 code for a protein of 456 amino acids. NCBI's taxonomy places the organism in Eukaryota, Viridiplantae, Streptophyta, Magnoliopsida, Brassicales, Brassicaceae. The record is from RefSeq and is a predicted model, not a curated record. The transcript has 3 exons.
AUUUCAACACCAAAAUAAAAAGCUUAUAAUUAAAGAACCAAAAAGAAACUCUCACAUUCUCAAGAGCUUCUCUCUCAACUCCAAUGGCUUUACUAACUAUCUUGCCGGAAAACGCAGAGCCUCCAAAACAUACUCCACCGCCUAGCAAACGCAAGAAACGCGAGAAUCCCACCGAGAAACCGCACAAACCACACAAACCUCAAAAGCAGAAAGCAGCAGCACCUCAGAAGCAACCGUCUUCAUGGGGCCAAAUCAAGAAUCUCUUGACUUGCAAACAAAUCGAAGGGUCAAGAGUUCACGACCCAUCCAAGAACUCUCAACCUGCUCCGUCCACGACGGCUAACUCAUCGCCUUCCAAGCUCAGCUCGUCGUGCAGCUCCAUCUGCAGUUUUCGAGAUGUUGCUCACGGCAACACUCGUGUGGUACACAGAGCAGACAACUCCCCAGAAGUAGCUAAAUCGGCUACUGCUGACUCGGAGACUCGUCUUCUGACUCGGAAACCUGGUCAACACGGUUCUUCAUCUCGGUCUCUUACAUCUGGCUCAACUAGAUCUAACGCCAGCGGAAGUUACACGUCGUCCUCUACGACUUCGUUUAGAGCCAUGCAGUUCCGUAAACUCUCCGGAUGCUACGAGUGUCACAUGAUAGUUGACCCUAGCAGGUAUCCGAUUUCGCCUAGGGUUUGUGCUUGUUCCCAAUGUGGAGAAGUCUUUCCAAUGCUUGAAAGCUUGGAGCUUCAUCAAGCGGUUCGUCACGCAGUUUCUGAGUUAGGCCCGGAAGAUUCGGGUCGGAACAUAGUGGAGAUCAUAUUCAAGUCGAGCUGGCUUAAAAAGGACAGUCCAAUCUGUAAGAUCGAACGGAUACUAAAAGUACACAACACUCAACGCACGAUCCAACGAUUCGAAGAUUGCCGAGACGCGGUGAAGGCGCGUGCACUUCAAACCACAAGAAAAGACGCUCGUUGUGCUGCUGACGGCAACGAGCUUCUCCGCUUCCACUGCACCACUCUGACUUGCUCGCUCGGAUCUCGUGGCUCGUCUUCUCUCUGCCCUAAUCUCCCCAACUGUGGCGUAUGCAACGUGAUUCGCCACGGCUUCCAAGGAAAGUCCGGCGCCGGAGGAGGUGCCGCUACCGCAGCAUCUAGCGGCGGCGUGAUGACGACGGCGAGCAGCGGAAGAGCUGAUGAUCUUCUGAGGUGUGGUGAUGAUGUGAGGAGAGUUAUGCUUGUGUGUCGUGUGAUCGCUGGGAGAGUUAAGCGCGUCGAUUUACCGGCGGAGGAGAAGAAGCCUCCGGUGGAAGAUAACUCGACGGUUGGAGUUUCUUCGAGCGGCGGUGUGUUUGACUCUGUGGUGGUCAACGCUGGAGUAUAUUCUAAUCUGGAGGAGCUGGUGGUUUAUAAUCCAAGAGCUAUAUUACCUUGCUUCGUGGUUAUUUACAAAGUUUUAGAAUCUUGAGUUUGUAAGAUUAACUUCAGAAAUAAUGUUUUUUUUUUCUUUUUGUUUCUGUAGUGUGUGCUUCUAACUUUGUAAUAUUGCAGGGAGACUAGGUUAAUCAUCAUUUCAGAUUUUAACCUGCA